GGGAUUGCAGAGGGCUCAAACCACCUGCCCAACUUAGUCAGCGAAAGAGGGAAGGAAGGAGGAAGGUACCCUCAUCAUUGUCUACUGCUGCCCUCUGCUUCCUACUGCGUUCAAAUGUAUGCUGAGAAAGUUGUGACAGAGGGAAAGAUGGGGAGCAGGGGCAUCUCUCUGACCUGCGUGUUGACCCCCUGGAGGAUGAUCGGGGUGUGUGUGACAGUCAUGACCCUGGGAGCCAUCGGAGCUGCUGUCUGGGCCGUAGUUACAUAUUGCACAAUGGAGGAAGACACAGGGCUGUAUGAUGUCCAGGUAAAUUCUCCUGACCAGCGCCUCCGAGUCUUCGACUCUGCACAGAGGAGAUGGCGUCAGGUGUGUUCCUCCUCUGCCAACGAACGUCUAGCAAAUAUUGGCUGUGAAGAAGUUGGAUUUGUUAGUGUUGUAAAUUACUCGGUGGUCUCAGUGCCAGAGGCCAGCGGUGAUGUCGGAGAGUUCUUCUGUGUCAGGGAGGCAGAGCUCAUCUAUGGCAAGAAAAUCAAAGAAUCUUUGUAUCCAUGCGACUGUGAGAGCAGGGAAGUUCUCACACUUUUGUGCCAAGACUGUGGCCGGCGUAGUUUUGCCGCAGAUCGUAUAGUUGGUGGUGUGGAUGCGAGGCAAGGCAGCUGGCCGUGGCAGGUCAGUUUACAGUACGACGGUGUUCAUCAGUGUGGAGGGUCCAUCAUCUCAAACCGCUGGAUUGUUUCUGCAGCUCACUGCUUCCCAGAGCGCUAUCGGUUUGUUAACCGCUGGCGUGUUCUGCUGGGCUCCAUCUACAAUAAACCGGUCAAUGCUAAUGUGGCGGAGGUGAAAACCAUUGUUUACCACAGCAGCUACCUGCCGUUUGUAGAUGCCAAUAUCGACGACAACAGCAGGGACAUCGCUGUUCUGGCCCUUGCCCAGCCCCUCACUUUUAAUGAAUACAUCCAGCCCCUCUGUCUGCCAGCCUACGGUCAAAGACUGAUAGACGGACAGGUGGGAACAGUAACAGGCUGGGGAAAUGUAGGCUACUACGCUCAUCUAGCAGAUGCUCUCCAGGAAGCAAAUGUCCCCAUCAUCAGUGACGCUGUCUGUAAUGCUCCUGAUUACUAUGACAACCAAAUCACCACCAGUAUGUUCUGUGCUGGCUAUGAGAAAGGAGGCAUCGACGCCUGUCAGGGGGACAGCGGUGGUCCUUUUGUGGCGGCUGACUGUCUGUCCAAGAGUAGUCGCUAUCGUCUGCUGGGGGUGGUGAGCUGGGGGACGGGCUGUGCCAUGGCCAAGAAACCCGGAGUCUACACAAGAGUGUCCCGAUUUCUGCCCUGGAUUUCCACAGCCAUGAGGACCUACCAGAACUCUCCAGGUGUUCACAAGAUGGCCAGAACAUGAGAUUCCUGUACCGAGCUUGCAAAUCUUUCAAUUUGAAGAAAAUACAGACGUUUCCUGCAGGUGGGACUGUGGGACUGUGGUCCUACGGCGGGGGAUGAAACGCUGAGAACUCAUCCUCUUUUCACGGCUUCAAACUUCUAUUCUCACCUAAAUAUUUUUCCUAUGGAUUUACUAAUUUUUCCGAACCUUUGUGCAUUAGUAGAUAUCACCCAAUACAGGAUAAGAAACAUGACGUUUAUCAGUGCUGAGAGUGAACUUGAGCAGCAAUGUUAUUAAGAAGUUAUGAAGUGAUUUUGAAGUCAUAAAAAAGAAAUUAUAUAAGAAUAACUAUUCUGGAUUUUUAUUUUGUGAAAAGGAGAUUAUUUGACUAAAUUGUUUCCAGGAACUGAGUUUAAUAUAACCGAUGUGACUUCUGAGCUAAGUGGCAAUAAAUUGCACUAUGACUUAAAAAGCUCACAUACAUCUAAAGAAUUCUGGAAAUAAUUUAAAAUCUUCCAUCUCUGAGAAACUUAUUUUAUGUGGAGAAUUCAUUAAUUUGCUCCACUUGAGUCAAAGUCUUAAAAACUGGAUUUCCUGCAGCCGGAGCAGUUGGUCGACAGUUUAAACACUUUAACUAUAUUGAAAAAGCAGUUGUGCCGUCGCAGACAGUUAGAGAGUUUAAAGCAGUCGAAAUGCAGCUAACCCUAUAAAAAAAGAGCUAUAUUUUUCCAAAGUUACAGCACAGUAAACAUGUCGUGUUAUUGUACAAUAGGAACUCAAACUCAUGUGUGUUACCUGACAUUUUAUAUGCAGUACUUUGUCUUGUGAAAAAUAAUUAGCCAUAAAACAUUCAGCAUAUCUUAUACUUUAUACUGUAGCUAAUUUACUUUAAACUGAUGAAGGUGAUGGUAGUAUUCCAUAUUACAGUGUUUUGCUGUUGUAAAUAUAAGUCCAUGUCAUGUAUAUGUUGAUUUUUUUUCUACAUUUAACAAGAUUUACACGUCUUCACAGCCAAGAGUGCAAUAACAACAACAAUCAAGUUCUCAUAAAAUACAGACUUUACUGCUUUUUCUUGUGAGUUCAUAUUAUCAAAAAGGUAACGCCUUUCUCUAAUUAAUUGGUAUUAUUAUAUAUGUAUCAGGGCAAAAUUGAUAAAAGAUGUAUCUGGUCCUCACUUGGUUGUAAAAUGAAGUACAGUAAAUACAACUUUGGACGAACAACACUUUAUGACAUUUUACAGUUCACUGGGCCAUUAUUUAUUCAACAAAAACAAAGCCCAAUGUUAAAGCCGUGUGUGAAACCAGUGAGUGCAUCCCAUGAUUAAGCAGCUUCUAGAUUCACAUUUAGCAGCAAUAACAUAACAUAUAGAUGUUUUUAUAUUAAAUUAUCAGUGUGUUUUGUGGGUUUUGUUCCACUUCACAAACUUACUUUGGUUUAUUUAGGUUUGUUUGUUUAUUUUAAACACAACUUUCUUAAAGUUCUGCUGCAACAUCUCAGUCAGGUUGAGGCCCGGACUUUGACUGGGACUUUAGAGCCUGUUUCAUCUUUUUAGCGACUCUGUAGGUUUGCCGGUGAUUAUUGUGUUUUGGCCAAGCUUCAGCUGUCAGAGGUGCGGCUUCACAGCUGACUCUAAAGUCAUUUAUUACACAAAGGAGUUCAUGGUUCAUGGUGAUUCUGUGGUCCUGUGAAAAGUGCUGUAAAGCCCAGGUUGGACAGAGCGCAAGAGGACAGUGAUCUUUCAUUACACUGUCGAGUAAACAUGUUAAAUGGUAUAUUCUGCGUAAACAUCUGAUGGCAGCUCUGCAGAUAUCUCGCGGGGAUCUGCUGAAGGAGCUGGUAGCCAAAGCUAACUUUGAUUGACAUACAGUGAGCAUGUUUCCGUCAGUUUAUG
This is a messenger RNA of Cololabis saira (Pacific saury), 3268 nucleotides long. RefSeq names its product hepsin (gene hpn). The record is from RefSeq and is a predicted model, not a curated record. Bases 115 to 1398 code for a protein of 427 amino acids. Gene Ontology annotation, molecular function: serine-type exopeptidase activity; serine-type endopeptidase activity. The transcript is spliced from 12 exons. Gene Ontology annotation, cellular component: membrane. Gene Ontology annotation, biological process: proteolysis. Lineage: Eukaryota; Metazoa; Chordata; Actinopteri; Beloniformes; Belonidae.